AUGCACGUUCUCUCAACUAUUCUGCCUGCACUGGGCUUGUUAGCCCAUGUAUCUUCCGCCGCAUACACCCUGCGCGACGACUACGGUACCUCCGACUCGUUUUUUGACAAGUUCAAAUUCUACACAGACACCGAUCCCACCAAUGGCUUUGUGAGCUACGUCGACCGUAACACCGCCUCAAGCAACGGUCUCAUCAACACGGGCAACGGCGUCUACAUCGGCGUCGACCAUGCCAACACCGCCACCACACCUGGUCGCCAGAGCAUCCGCCUGGAGAGUACCGCCACCUACAAGCAUGGACUUGUUAUUCUCGAUCUGGCCCACAUGCCCAGCAGUACAUGCGGCAGCUGGCCUGCCUUCUGGAUGCUCGGCUCCAACUGGCCCAACAACGGCGAAAUCGACAUCAUCGAAGGCGUAAACGAGCAAACCCAAAACCAAAUGGCCCUCCAUACCAGCAACGGCUGUACAGUCAACAACACCGGUUUCACAGGAACCCUCGACACAGCAAACUGCUACGUCCAAGCCCCCGGCCAAUCCGCAAACAGCGGUUGUUCAAUCCGAAGCCGCAGCACGCAGUCCUACGGCACAGGCUUCAACAACGCCGGCGGCGGCGUCUACGCCACAGAAUGGACCGGCUCCGCCAUCUCAGUCUGGUUCUUCCCCUCCUCCGCCGUGCCGGGCGAUAUCUCAUCUGGAAACCCCAACCCGGCGGGCUGGGGUGCGCCCACGGCACGCUUUGCCGGUAGCUGCAACAUCGACUCUCAUUUCAAUGAUCUGCAGAUCGUGUUCGAUAUCACCUUCUGUGGAGACUGGGCUGGCUCGGUUUGGGGUUCGUCGAGCUGUGCUAGUCGUGCUGGAUCGUGCGUCGACUACGUGCAGAAUAACCCGACGGCUUUCCAGGAGACUUAUUGGCGUGUGCGCUCGCUUAAGGUUUAUCAGCAAUUGACUAGUUCUGUUGCUGGUGCUGGGGGUGUGGAGGUGGGUGCUGAGGGUGUGGAAGUGGAGGCCGGUGUGGCUUGGAAUCCUACGGGGUUGUUUGAGCGCCCUCCGCAGAAGACUUCUAUGAAGCAUCGUCGACAGCAUUAUCGUCAUGGACAUGGGAGUGGACAUGGUCAUGCUUAG
Messenger RNA from Penicillium hordei, 1122 nucleotides. Its product is annotated as glycoside hydrolase family 16 protein. Gene Ontology annotation, biological process: glucan catabolic process. NCBI's taxonomy places the organism in Eukaryota, Fungi, Ascomycota, Eurotiomycetes, Eurotiales, Aspergillaceae. Bases 1 to 1122 code for a protein of 373 amino acids. Gene Ontology annotation, molecular function: hydrolase activity, hydrolyzing O-glycosyl compounds. The transcript is spliced from 3 exons. The record is from RefSeq and is a predicted model, not a curated record.